GCCGUCGGGGGAACCGCACGCUCACCACCAUGUCGGGAAGCGUGGCCGAAAUCAGUGUCCAGAGAAGAGCUUCGGCGCCUCGGGAAGAAGCGAGGAAACCCAAGCCCGUCGAGGGGAAGGAAGGAAGAGACUCGAAGGAACUCAGGGAGAAGAUACUUAGUCGACUCAAGAUUGUGGGUCGGCUCGUCCUAUCAGUGCUGUUGGAGUUCCUGAAGCUAAACGGGCAGGCGCUGUAUCUGCUAGGGAAGGACGUUCUUGAGCUGGUUAUUCCCCCGAAGGAAAAAUCGCUGCGUGGGUCAUUGGUGUUGGUAAGGGAAGAGAUCGGACACCCGGAGAUCGUGAUCAACAAUGCAGGGACCUAUUGCUACAAACCCUUCCUCACGCACUCGCCUGAGGAAAUCAGCCGCCUGGUCUCCGUCAACCUGCUGGGUAAUCUGUGGGUGACGAGAGAAUUCCUGGGCAACAUGAUCGACCUCGGCCGCGGACACAUCGUGAGCGUCUCGUCCAUCCUCGGCUACAUGGGGAGGAACUACGUCGUGCCUUACUGUGCCUCCAAAUUCGGCGUCAAGGGCAUGACGGAGGCCCUGGCGGAGGAAGUGCGGAAAUCGGGGAAGGGGCAAAGCAUCUGCGUCACGGCCGUCCAUCCCUUCCUCAUCUCCAAUGUCAGUGACGUGAAGCCGAACCUCAAGUUCCCUUCACUGUUCGAGGUUCUGACGCCCACCGAGGCUGCCAGGAGGAUCAUCCGGGGCAUCAGGAGGAACCAGGAGGAGCUGUUCCUUCCCGAGAAACUCAAACCUAUUAUGAUGAUGUCGAAAGUGCUGCCCCGUAGCCUGAGGCGCCUCUUUGGAGACUAUAUGGAGUACUGACCUGAUCUUGGCUCGCUCCGUGUAAGAUCAGAACAGGAAUGCGUUGUGUUUUGCAUACGGCCUCAUAAUGUGUAUCACAAACUUGUAAGGAAGGAGCCCAACCACAACCAUGCUGAUUCUCAAAGUAUAGUCACUAAUAUAGUUUUGUCCAGAAAAUAAAUUCUAUCUCAACUUGUGUGUAAUUAU
Molecule: messenger RNA, 1052 nt
Organism: Penaeus indicus
Lineage: Eukaryota; Metazoa; Arthropoda; Malacostraca; Decapoda; Penaeidae
Product: 17-beta-hydroxysteroid dehydrogenase 13-like
Exons: 7
Coding region: 30-866 (278 amino acids)
Cellular component (GO): lipid droplet
Molecular function (GO): oxidoreductase activity, acting on the CH-OH group of donors, NAD or NADP as acceptor
Source: RefSeq, a predicted model, not a curated record